Molecule: messenger RNA, 4370 nt
Organism: Tigriopus californicus
Lineage: Eukaryota; Metazoa; Arthropoda; Copepoda; Harpacticoida; Harpacticidae
Exons: 20
Coding region: 462-4307 (1281 amino acids)
Biological process (GO): response to oxidative stress
Molecular function (GO): heme binding; peroxidase activity
Source: RefSeq, a predicted model, not a curated record
GAAGUCGUUUCGUUUAUGUGAGUUCAAAUUCUAUCGAAAUGCAGUUGGGUUUCAAUAGUCGUAAUGUGGUCAUCCCCUAUAAAAAUGUCGUAGCAUAACAAACAUAGUUUACGAACCUCUAUGGAAUUAUGUCAUCCCUUUUAGCAAGUUCAAUGAAAUUCUAACUUUGUCAAGCAUUGAAAUAUCAAUUCUAAAAAUAAAAAAAUCUAAUUUAUUAGUAGAAAACCGGAACAUUCUCUAAAUGCCACAUGUUAUGCCCUACAUCCAUUGUCGAGUUUGCAUCAGCCAGUUUCGGAGGAAGAAUUUGAACGGCUUCGGUAUAUGCACCACGGCACAUCCAAAAUGCAUCCUUGAGAGGGCUUAUACCGAGCCAUCUAUCCUUGUCGGAGCAAUGUCAAACAUCCAUCCCUUCAUUAGUACAUUAAGGGAACAUAUACUCGGAAGAUCACAAAGCGACGUCAAUGGCCAUGGCGAGCUUUCUAACGACGAUCCAACUGAGUUCCGUGAUCGUUACCCAAUUAGUCACCAGUGCCAACAUGAAAAACUCCACAUGUGAUACCGAUGCCGGAUGCAUCCAACCCUACUACUACAACAACCACAACAACCACAGCUCAUUCAUGCAUUGCGUCAACGGUCGUUGUGAGGAGGAGGAGGAGGAGCGUCAUUGUCAGAACAGUGGGGAUUGUUCGGAAGGACAGGCUUGCAUCAAAGGGAAUUGCAUCCAAAUACCCUUGGGCUCGGUCAAGUUUUGCACAUCAAAUCGGACUUGUCCUCCGGACUUUGUAUGCCAUAUUGCACGCAAUUUGUGUGUUAAAGAACUCUGUCUGAGUGGACGAGACUGUCCGGGAGAUAUGUGGUGCAUUCGCAGGAAAUGUCGGGGUCAACCCUGUACUGAUGAUCGAUUGUGUCCGCCUAAUCAAAUUUGCGAAGCCAACCAUUGUAGUCCACUUCAAACCAAGGCCAAUAGCACGGUGUGCACAUCUCAUGGGGAAUGCCCGAAACGCUCUCGAAUGUGUUCGAAUCGAACCAAGACGUGCACGAGACUGAUGUGUUCCCAAGAUUCAGAUUGUUCCCAAGGCCAAUCAUGUCACCAGGAUCGAUGGUCAGGUUAUUGUUCAGAUUUCACUUGCACGACAAGUCACGAUUGCUUCCCACGAAAUUGUCAAGAAAUCUCGCCGCAAUCUGAAAUAUGUGCCAGUCUCGAGACUUGUCGUGACGGGAAAUGCCAAUUGUCUCCCCCAUGUUGGUACAACUCAGACUGUCCCCAAGACCAUGUUUGCCUGAAGAACGUGUGUGCACAAGUCAUGUGUAAAGAACCCAACCAAUGUCCGAAAAACUCCAAAUGCAAUCCCGAAUCCGGGUUUUGCAAGUCCAUGGAUUGUGUGAGACACGAGGAUUGCUUGGCCAAUCAAAAGUGCCAGCAUCGAAUCUGUGUGGUCCAUAAAGACGGCCAAUGCGAUCUGCAUUUGGAUUGUCCGAUCAAGCAAAUUUGCCAUGAGGGGAGAUGCAUUUCUAAAUCAUGUCAGCACGACCAAGAUUGCGCUGAUAAUCGUCUGGUUUGCCAUCCGGAUAAGUUUUGCACUGCUCACGAAGAUUUUGUUACCGGAAUGCAUAUGGAAAAGGCACGACAGAUUUCGGUCGUGUCAGAUAUCCUCGAGUCCCCUUUGGCUGUGAAACCCUCUAUGCCAAUUGACGACCAUACCCUACAGAAACUUAUUGGUAUCGAAUUAGUCGGUUUCAGUGGCUUCGAGUGUCUUGUUGGAACUAAAAUGUACACCUGCUCAUUAGACACAACCACGUCCAAGACCGAGAAAAAUUUCCCUAGUCUGGAGGCGCUUCUUCAUGAGGCUUGGGAGACAACCUUGAGAGAUGAGGAAAUCGGCCUGGAGGAGGGAUGCCAUUUUCAGAACACUUGUCCAAAGUCUCGAUCAGCUCGAAGUAAACGCCAAUCACUGUACGACUAUUCGAAUGAGACGUUCUUGGAGAGUGCGCCCCUGAACGCCUAUGGAGAUCAGCCCACAUCAGGGGUCAUCCGUAUUGGUGCGACGAUUGACAUUCCAGCCAAUGCUGGAGUUCAACGAAGACCCUUGGAGCGAAAUCUUCAAGGAGAUCCUGCUUUCAAAGCGGCUUCACUAUACAGUGAUAUCCUCCUCUCAACCACGGAGAAACUAGCCCAUAAAUUAGGCUUGAACCCCAUCCAAGCAGCGGUUGGUUUGGGCCGGCAAAGGGCAAAUUGCAUAUGGAAACAACCUGCUCAAUUAAGGUCGGCCGAGCUCCCUCGGGCUUGCACUGAACAGGGUUUCCGUCAGAUUGGCGUGAACGGAGUCAAUCCGAGAAUUUAUCGCUCUCAUUCGGGAGCCUGUAACAAUCUUCACCCUCGACGGAAGCACUUUGGUCUUUUAUCCUUGCCCUUUGAUCGACUGAUUCGGGGCGAUUACCAUGAUGGUAUAUCAAAAUUCCGUCGAAGUCGGUUCGACGGUUCACCCCUCCCCAAUCCAAGAUCAAUCAGUUUAGGUGUGACCAAGGUCGUCCGAAGGUCGUCUCGAAACCGAGGCCGAAAUCUGCCUGAUCCGAACGUCAACACUUUCUUCGUGUUUUUCGGACAAUUUCUGGCGCACGAUUUCAGCAACACUCUCGUUCGAUCCAUCACUAAUUCCACUCCGGUUUUUGGAGCCGCCCAUACCGCUAGAGGCAGUGGAGCUGCCACGUCUUGCUGUGGACCUCUGCCUUUAAAUUUUGAUGUGACCAAUGUUAACAACACGGCAAAUACUUUUAUCGAAGGAAAUGCGGCUUCACGAAGCUUCUGUAUUCCAUUCAGGAUUCCACCCAACGAUCCCUAUUGGAGCCGGAAAGCGCCCAACAAAAGAUGGCAAUGUAUGGCACAGAUCACUACAGGCUCAGUUCCACCGUUUAGUUGCAAAUUAGGGCCCAGACAAAUCAUGACCCAAAUCUCUCAUUGGCUGGACUUGUCUCAAAUUUACAACUCGAAGAAAAGUUACUUUGACGCCCUCAACGCGCAAUUGAAUACCCCAUUCUUGCGCACGUCUGGCAAUAAUUACAUGCCAUUGUGCUUCACCACGGUCCCUCCCCCCGGGACGCCGGUCAAUUCUUGCCCAGCCUGUUUGCAAAGUGCCAGAAGAAAUGGUUUGGUGAGCAGAGGCAAUUGCUUCAUUGGAGGUGACUUCAGAACCAAUGAAAACCUUGGUUUGGCAGCCAUUCAAACCAUAUUUGUUCGAUUUCACAACUUCGUGGCGAACAAGUUGCCGACAGCUUGGCCCAGUCGAAUUCGCUUGGAGGAGGCCCGACGUAUUUGCGUGGCUAUGUAUCAGCAUAUUGUCUAUAACGAGUAUCUACCUCUUUUAAUCGGUCAGCGAAUGAUGCGCAAGUACAAGUUAUUCUCGAGAAGACGUGGCUACUCCCGCCAAUAUAAUCGAAAUAUGGAUGUUGGGGUGAUGAAUGUGUUUGCCACUGCAUCCUUUCGAUUUGGACAUGCCAUGAUUCCGGAUCAAGUUCAAGUCCUGGAUGAAAAUCUGAGCAACAUCACUAGUCUCAAUGCCCACAACCUUGUGUUUGAUUGGUUCCGAUUCAGGGUCAAUCGAUUUGAGGAAGAUCUUUUGAGGGGCAUGAUUGCAACACCUGCUGGUCGCGUAGAUGGUUUCUUCAGUCGAGCCGCUCGAGAGAUCUUCAACUUUGACGGACCCAGUAUUCCAUUUCCGUCCAAUAACGGGGGCAAUGACCUCUUGGCUUGGAACAUCAACCGAGGUCGAGAUCAUGGUCUUGGGGCUUUUCAUCAGUACGUGAAACUUGCCAGAGGUGAAGAUAUCACUGGAUGGGACUGGUUCGCCAAGAACCUCAUCUAUGGCAGAGCCAUGACCACCAUGCUCAAACAGUUGUACAAAUCCUACAAGGACACUGAUACCUAUAUACUUGGGCUUUUGGAAAAACCUCCUGCUCGAGGAGGUCGGCGACUCCAUGUCCUUGGUCCCACUCAUGCCAGCUUGGUGGGAAGUCAAUUUGCCAGAUUUCGCCGAGCAGACCGAUUCUUUUACGAAGAAGGCACAAGUCGAUUGACUCGAUUCUCACCUCGAGAAUUGGCUCAAAUCAAGCGAAUCACCAUGGCCAGAUUGCUUUGUGACUCGUCUGUGGGAAAAUCGGGGCCUACAAACUUGAAGUACCCUCUACGGGUUUUUCGACGAGUUACUCCGCAGAACCCUUUUGUUCAGUGCACGUCAAUCCCGCAAAUUGAUUGGACGGUGUUCAAACAAUCGUUGAUGGCUCGAGCAAAAGCAUUUGGACGAAAAAAAUAAUACAAAUUGUACUAGUUUUAUUUCGUCACUAAUUUAUCUUUUAAUGACAAAGUACAGCACCUA